Molecule: messenger RNA, 8106 nt
Organism: Pararge aegeria (speckled wood butterfly)
Lineage: Eukaryota; Metazoa; Arthropoda; Insecta; Lepidoptera; Nymphalidae
Gene: mats
Product: MOB kinase activator-like 1
Exons: 5
Coding region: 87-740 (217 amino acids)
Biological process (GO): positive regulation of protein phosphorylation; hippo signaling
Cellular component (GO): cytoplasm; nucleus
Molecular function (GO): protein kinase activator activity
Source: RefSeq, a predicted model, not a curated record
UAAAUAAAUAACCUAUUUUUAAUGGUUCGGUGCUAUUUUAUUGGAGGAUAGUUAUAUAUUUAUAAAGGCUUAUAUUUAGGAACAAAAUGAGCUUUCUCUUUGGAAGUCGGUCUAACAAAACUUUCAAGCCCAAGAAAAACAUUCCCGAGGGAACUCACCAGUAUGACUUGAUGCGCCAUGCAGCUGCCACACUUGGAUCAGGAAAUCUCAGGCUGGCAGUCAUGUUGCCUGAGGGUGAAGACCUCAAUGAAUGGGUUGCAGUUAACACGGUGGACUUCUUCAACCAGAUCAACAUGCUGUACGGCACCAUCACUGAAUUCUGCACGGAGGAGUCCUGUGCGGUGAUGUCCGCGGGGCCAAAGUACGAGUACCACUGGGCGGACGGGCACACGGUCAAGAAACCUAUCAAAUGCUCCGCGCCCAAGUACAUAGACUACUUGAUGACGUGGGCGCAAGACCAGCUGGACGACGAGACGUUAUUCCCUUCUAAGAUAGGGGUCCCGUUCCCAAAGAACUUCCUGUCGAUGGCAAAGACGAUCCUCAAGCGCCUGUUCCGGGUGUACGCGCACAUCUACCACCAACACUUCCCCGAAGUGGUGCAACUCGGCGAGGAGGCCCACCUCAACACCUCCUUCAAGCACUUCAUAUUCUUUGUGCAGGAAUUCAACCUGAUCGAGCGACGGGAGCUGGCGCCGUUGCAGGAGCUAAUCGAGAAACUGACAGCCAAGGAGGCGCGAUGAGUAGAUCACUGUCUGCCACUUGACACCUGACACUGUGACCCAAAAGCGACGUCCACACGGUCAACACAUACCGCGCAUUCCCUCAUCGCAACUGCCUGUUAAAGACAAUGAAAAAUUAUCUCGCGGUAUUUAUUGAUCGUCUGAACCACAAAUCUACUUACACACCGGCCACGACGAAGGCACCCUUACAUUAGAGAUAUACUAAACUUCUGCCCUCCGUCUCCGAUAUUACUACCUAAUACUUUAUAUUUUAUUACCUAGUCUAUGGAAAGUUUAGGAAUGGAAUCUCUAGCGUUGUUCAAAUAACCGCGCUCGCCUCGUAUUCCCGAUGACAUUCGAAUCGAUACAGCAAUUUGUGACGACAAUUCUGACAAUUUCUUUUUUGUGGAGGUGUCUCAUUUGCCGUCACAAAGUUUAAUUUCGUGUGCAGUUAAGAUUUCAAUGACAUCCAGAAUAUGGGACCAGAUGAUUAUAAUUUAAAAAAAAAUGAUACUUACGAUAAUUUUAACUGUAUCGAAAAGUUUAUCAUUAAAACGGUUUCCGUCUCCGAUUACGGUCACGCUGAAAAUAUUAUAGUAAGAAAUGUGUGCCCGAACCUGAGAUGCAGAUUCGAAACGUCCGGAAAAAAUCAGUUUAUCAUAACUAAUUUGUGUAAUUGGAUAAAUCAACGGAAAAAAUCAUAAAAUAUAUGUGACAUAAUUUCCAGGAUUCAGUAUUAGUUUGCUAGAAGUCCCACUGCUAUUCUGUAUUAUAAUCACUGUCAAAAAUAAUCGGUUUAUACGCACGAGGUGUACUUAAAAUUAACCAGUUUAUGACACAAACGUAUGUUGAUAUAAUAAAAAUAGUCCUAGCAUCAAACUUAUGAUAAUCUCAAUAUUUUUAAACUGAUAUUCAGCAUUUUCAUCGCUCCAAGAUGCAUGUCAAUAUUACAAAUAUAUAUACUUACUAGUGAAAUCCAUUGAGAUCGUCCUGUGUGAAGCAGGACAACCUACCCCGUUCAGGAAAUUAUUGCAAUAUUGUUGUCUGAUAAAUAAAUAAUAAUAUAACAACAUGUUUAAUUGAGGGCAUGCUAUGUACGAAGCGAAUUAUCGACCAAUGAAAAUGCAGCCUCACGGUAUUGUAGCCAAUAGAGGACGUGAUUCAGCCAAUUGGGUAAAAUUACCAUUAGCAUAUUGACGUUAUCAAAGUUGCAAGCUAAAACGCCUUGUUUUUAAAAGUUAAAAUUCACGCAUAAAAACACGCUUUUGUAGCAAUAUAAAAAAAAUAAGGUUAAACCGCCUUAGAAAAAUCUCAUUAUUUUUAGUGUGUGCAAAAUUUCAAAAAAAUCGUAAAAAAUUUAAUUCUUAUUAUUUCAUUACAUUAAUUCAAUGUACAUAAAAACGCAUUAAACGCGUGUUAAAAAUAGGGUUGAAUGUGUGAAACUAUAUUCUAAAUUAUCAUCCGCAUCAAGCGAAGCUAAACUAUCUUAGGAGGUCGACCAUGAUGAUUUUUUGCAGCGAUUCAGAAGCGAUACAACCGAAUACUGCGAUAAAGUUGCUAUUUGCAUACCUUUGCACACGCGUGGGCUACGUAAUCAGGAAUUUUCAUCGCUUACGAUCGCGAUACAGCCGCGUUAUACAAGCGUGUUCUAUACCCAAUCACUCGAUAGUUACUGAAGCUCGUGCAACACGUAUAUAGAUAGCUUUUAAUAAAGUAAAUGAUUGAAAGCGGCCGUUACACGAUAAAGAUCUAAACACUAAAACUAGUCUGUCUGUUUGUAGUGACACGGUUCGGAAAGCAAAUUCUACCUAGCAAUUAUUUUACAAAUGUUCUGCUAGAAGCACUAGCUGAAGAAUUGCAGUCAAAUUUAAGCAUUAAAGCAAUACCUUUAAGUUUCAUUUUUAUCUGAUGUUCAAGUAAUUCGGUACUCGAAAACGACUCCUAUAUUUCGAGCAAGCAAAUAAGCUGCUAAAUUUCUCGCGCGUCAACAAAUUGUGCUCCUAAAUCGCUGCAAAAAGUCGCCCUCCUUUAAUUAGCUUAGCUUCACUAAGCGAACUAAGCUAAGUUAAAAUAGUUUAACUUAGUUCGCGGUGGGUGGACACGGUGUUUUAUAGCGACUUACCGAUUUUUCGAUGUUUAUUAAUAUACUAAUGUAUUAAUAAUUAAAAAAAGUAUUUUUUUGUGAAUGAAAUUGUGAUAUGAACUAUUUGGAGACUGGUCGAGACUCGAGUGAAGUUCUCAACGGCUUUCGAUGCCUUAAAGUGAUUCAGGCCUGGAUCAUAAAGUCUAUACAAAGCGUCAUAAAAGUUGAAACUGCGAUAUAAAGUAUUGUAAUUAAGUUCUUCGUAUUACUUCGCCCACCAUAAUAUGAUCUCAACACCGACUCGACUAAAAUGAAAGCAUGGGAUUGUGAGCUUUAUGCUGUGCGGCAUAAGCCAACAUUCACAAUGACCAAGGAAGUAAAGAACCUUCUAUAAAUACAACAAAAAUGUAAUACAAAAAAGCAAAUUCAUCUGGUGCAUUCCGCUGUUGCAAUUUGUUUUUAUAAACACUUAAAAUCAGAGUAUUUUAGCCGGUGACUACUACACUUUGUACUCAACAAAUGUGGACACUUUAAUGGCAAAUCGGCACGUUUAAAAUAUAUGACUUUAGUAGCUUAGGGCCGUUUCCUAAUAUUCCUAAUAUUUAAGACUCAAUGUUACAUGAAAACAUUCAUAUUGUGUAAAGUGUUUGACGCGAUUGUGUGCAAAGACCAUAAAGCUGAUGUAUGAAUUCAACUGUCUUACAUAAUCGUCCGAAUGAAACUUUAUCACUGCUCGAAUUGAUUUCAAUAUUCAAAGAAUUCAAUAAUAGGUAUCAGCCAAUCAGCGGGACUGAACAGUUGACUCACUGCGCAAAUCAACAUUCGCCGCUAACUUCCGAGACGACAUUAAGUUUGAAUCGAACUUUAUCUAAUAUUCGGUCAGCUUUUAUCUUGGGUUUGAAUACGUUUAACCCAUUUUUUAACUUUUGUGACGCGGUUGUGACAGUAUGAUUUAAGGGCGUCAACAUUUUUUUCUUAUACAAGUUGUUGUCCCCUAUCUCAAUAGAUUUUUUUUUUCCGUAUUUUAUAAUUGAUGUCGGUUUUAUUUAUAAAUUAUGAAUAACGACCAAUAGAAUGACACCCGAAAAGUUAAACGCUUAUUAAUAAUAAAGUUCACCUCAAAUAGGACUGCCCAAAUAUCUAUAGCAUUGGAAGUUGGUAUACUCAAUGAACUUUUUAUAAAAAACUAAAAUAAAUUAAAUCUUCAAUUUAUCCUGUAAUAUUCUAAAUAAACUUAGGUCCGAUAAAUAUUUUUAUAUUCAGAAAAUUAAUUUAUUACCGGAUUUGUAUGAAGUAUUUGGAGUUUCCUGUCAACUGUAAGAUUUUCCAAACUUGUAAUUUUUUUUCUUAAAUUGGCAAUAAUAUAGAUCUACUUCAUUUUUAGCAAAAAGAAAUAUUUAGCGCACAAGAACCACAGCCUAGAAUAAACUGUUUAUUUGGUUAUUGCAGUUUGUUACACCGUGAAGUAAAAAAUUUAACUUAAUAUUUGAGGUGCGCUUAACUUAUUGCAGUUUUAAUAUUCGGGAGUAGAGUGGCAUCACAAGCACGCUUGUGGGUAACCAAGCAUUUAAUAUGAGAUUAAAAUAAACCAAUGAUGCCGUGGCUGGAUUUUUAUUUAAUUGUACAUAAAUUCAAGUUCUCAACGUCUAAUCGGUUCACUCACUGUAGGGUGGAAUUAGUCCUUAAGUAUGGUUUUGAAAUUCAACUUUAAUAUUAAUUUAUUUCUAGUAGACUACUUUAUAAGCACUUUUGAAACGUUAAGUCAGUCUGUUUGUAGUGACUAUACACUACUACUACUGGUUCGGAAUACAGAUUCUUCCAAGCACUAGUGAGCGAUAAAUCUAAUAUUGACCGAUACUUGAGCACCAGUUCUUAGUUCGAUGUCGAUUUGUUAAAAUGAGCCUGAGAGAAUCUUUACAUUUAAAGCAAUUCACGAAACUACCUGACGGACUGUGUAUUUAGUCUGAAUUUAUAAUCACAUCGUUAGGGUUUCCCUUUAUCUCCUUCUUGCAACAUCUCAUUUUUUUUAAUACUAUCGUUUGAAGUUUUAUGCAACUGUCACAAGAUGGCGCUCUACAAUCAUUUGAUGAGGCUGUUGUAAGGAAAAAAUACACCUGAUACAAGUUAAUAAGAAAUCCUGGAUUUGAACAACCGUGGAGAGCUUUUUUUUUAAUACAGUCGAUUGAUUCAAACCUUGUCAAUUCGUCAAAAGAUCUCGUUUUUGGAGCACAGCCACGGCAUCGUUGGUUGUCACCACGACAAUUAUGUUAAUAUAGAUGAUUUACAUCCUCUAAAGUAAUUUAGAUUUGAUACAAAAAGUAUGAUUAUAUUAUAAUUAUACUUAAUUAGCAAAGAAUGAUCUUUAUAAUUAAUGCUUUUAUUUGUAUUUUGAGCACUCUGGCGUCUUGUCACUCUACAAAAACACGCAAGUGCAUAUAUUUUAUAUUGUAUAAGCAGAAUUACUUAAAUAGCCCAACGUUCGACAGAAUGAAAUAUGUUUUUCUCAUAUAAGGUGUUAAUCAAAUAAUUCUAUUAUACAUACAAAGUGGCCGGUCAAUAGACGUCACAAAAAAAAAUUAGGUCCGGUAUGUUGUGGAGCAUCCGAAUCACCUCCAUGCAUGUUCCGCGAUUUUUUAUGGUUGUGAUUUUUUUAGCAAGACUUUUUUAGUUUUUAUUUGCUACUGAAUUCUCAUUUAGACAAACAUUUAUAAUUUCAUUAAAAUGGUCAUGUCGAAAUUCCUCAACAGAUCGAAAAAAAAUCUUAACUCCAAAACUAUAAAGAAUCGCGGAACAUACCGGGGGGGCCACCCUGUAUAAUCAUUGUUUAUUUUAAGAACAGUGUACACAUCAUUUUAUUUGACAGUAUCUUUUUUAUUAACUAUUAACCCAUAAGUAAUGUACGAUUUUAACAAUCACUGUACCUAACUCCACUCAAAGUACUUGGUUAGUUCGCUUUACAUUUUGGAUUUUCAGAUCUAUGUAUGUGUACCAUUAUAGAACCUUUCAUAAAAUUACAGUGUAACCUGGUCAAGCGGACCAAGAUAUGCGAGAAAUCUCUACUAUUUUUAUGAGUCCCUUAAGAUGUUAUGUUUGGUGUUAGAUUUUCUACCUAGGUCUAAUUGUAUUCGAUGCGAGAAAUUUAACUAUUAUAUUUAUAGCAUGUUAAGAGCGUAAUCUCGUUGCAAUGGGAAACAGUAUUAUCACUAGAUGGCGGUCUUUCGAUUCUAUACAAAUCGCAGUAAACUUAUAUAUAGUACGCGAUCGAAUAAGUAGAUGUAGGUAGAAAUCCGAGUCUAGGAUCUUAGGUUAUGCUGUAGGUAUAUAUAUAUAUAUAUUAUACAUACACUUAUUAUAUAUAAUAAGAAUAAUUAAUAUUAGGUAUAAUAAGAAUGCAAGUGACUUGACGCCAGAUUGUGUAUAAGUAUUUAGGUUCCUUAUUUAUUUAUUGUGAUGAUUGUAUUCGCGGUAUAGAUAUAAAAGAUUACACAAUGCCCCUGUAGUGCCUACUGUGAGUUUUGUGAGUGUAUAAUAGGAAUUAUUUACGGAGACACUGGUUAUGAAUUUAAACUAAAUUGACAGGUGUAAAAGUAGUGCUGCCCUCUUCACGAAACUUUUUUUGGGAAAGAAUAGCACUACUUUAUGAAUUUUCUGCUUACUUUAGUAAAGCGAUUUGUGUACUUUUUUAUACUAUAAACAUAAUAUUUAUAAGACAAAUACAGCGCUUCUAGUGACUUAACUAAAUUGACAAAUCUAUUAAUAGAUGUAUCCGUUCCCAUCAGGUUGGGAAAAGGACGGCAAUACUUUUAGACCUUUCCAUUUGGUACAUUGUUUUUUGUACAUCAAAACUAGCUCCAACAAUGCGUUAACGUUUGUAAAUUUCGUUCCCAACCUCCCGUUGAGCUUUAAUUGAUUGAUAAAGUUUUUUUUAUUGGAAAUCUGUCAAGAUGUCCAAUUUAUCCACCAAUUAAGUUUAUUCGCCACUUCGCUUUACUAAAAACUGAAAUUACGUCAUUAGCGGUUAAGUGUGGAAUUUUUCAUCUUUUACUGAAUUUUAAUACAAAACUUUGUAUGAAAAAUUGUACAGCAUAGAUAUUUGACGCAAACUAAAAACAUUUGCAAAACUCUUAGUAGCACUGUGUUUAUGUUUAUUUACUGCUAUUCGGUUAGCUACUAAGUUAUUUAGAGAUAUUUUGCGCAUUUUUACAAUCGUUAUUGUUUGUGCAGAAUCGUAUCUGAGGACUUGGCACCGAAGUUAUGAUCGCAAUAGUUGCGACUGGCUGAAUUUACUCUAAUUAAUAAUUUAUGCACUCUCGCUCAAAUUCCCUAUUUUAUAUAUUAUAAAAUUAUUGCCAAUAUUUGUACUUGAAUCCCUAUAUGUACUAAAACUAGAAAAAAACCCGGUGAGUUUUAAAAUGAAAUAAAUAAACUAAAAUUAAUUAUGUUUUAAUACUUUUAUAACAUACCUUGCAAAGUGACGGAAGGAAUGCUUUCAUCAUAACACAAGUAAGAAAUUGCAAUUGCAAUAGAGUCCCGUCGUGACUGCAAUCCAUGCAACUGGGUCGAAAUAUCGACAAAUCCAAAAUAUGUACCCGUUGAAUCAAUAUUUAAGAAAUGUUGAUUAACCACGAAAAUCUUAGUUUAAAAUAUUUAAUACUAUUCAAAAUAGGUUUUAUUCAGUCUUGUACCAGUACUUAGUAUAAAAUUUGCCGAAUGAGCAUUCGUAUUCUUUUUCUAUGAAGAAACACAAUAAAUAACGUCAAAAAAAAAUAGGCUUAACGUCUCUCGUUUUCAUCGUUCCGCUAGGAACGUUGGCAGUAAAAAUAAUAAAACUGGAAACAGAACUAAUGUUUGAGACAUGGAAAAUUCGGUCUAUUUUACUGUGACAUUAUAUUGUUUCGAUUGUCGAAAUUGACUAUGAUUGCGAGUAAAACCUACUUAAGUUACGGUUAGUUUUGUUUAGCAUUUCUUUAAAAUAAAAUUUGCAUCCCUGUCCUACUAAAAUUGGCAUGGAUCCUGACUAUCCCAUUGACGACUUCUAACUUCGGUGCUGAACCCUCUGGGCUCUAAUUAGCUAUGACAUAAAAAUUAUGAUCACGCACCAAAACAGUGUACCUACCCAUAAAAUACAUUUUGACAUUUCUUCAUAAAACUGCUCAAUACGUAAAACAUUGUGUAAAGGUUUAUUUUAACACGUUAUAAAUGUCAUAGCUAAUCGAAGCCCCUGAUCUACGCGCGACUGACAAUCUUUUUUUUUAUUUAUAAUUACUAUGUAAUGUGAAGCAAAUAUACGAAUUAUAAAAUCAA